CGCGAGCACAAGCCGACAAAGGGCGAGGAAGAAGCGGCCGAACGUGAGCAGCAUGGCCGCGGUGCUGCGGACGCUGUUGUUGAGCACCUUUUGUCCCCUGGUGCGAGGCGAGCCACUGCUGCUGUACGCCAACCGUCGGGACCUGCGGCUGGUGGACGCGUCCCGCGAGCGCGCCAACGCCAGCGUGGUGGUGGGCGGCCUGGAGGACGCGGCGGCCGUGGACUACGUCUUCUCGCGGGGGCUCAUCUACUGGAGCGACGUGAGCGAGGAGGCCAUCAAGCGCACCGCCUUGGACCGGGCGGGCGGGGGCGGGGGCGCCGUCCACACGGUGGUGCCCGGCCUGGCCUCCCCCGACGGGCUGGCCUGCGACUGGCUGGCCGCCAAGCUCUACUGGACCGACUCGGAGACCAACCGCAUCGAGGUGUCGGAGCUGGACGGGAGCCUGAGGAAGGUUCUCUUCUGGCAGGAGCUGGACCAGCCCAGGGCCAUCGCCUUGGACCCCGCCAGAGGCUUCAUGUACUGGACGGACUGGGGCGAGAUCCCCAAGAUCGAGCGGGCGGGCAUGGACGGGACCAAUCGCUCCGUCAUCGUCGAGCGCGACAUCUACUGGCCCAACGGACUCACGCUGGACUACGAGCAGCUCAAACUCUACUGGGCCGACGCCAAGCACAGCUUCAUCCACCGCUGCCAUCUGGACGGCACCAACAGGGAGGUGGUGGUGAGAGGGGAGCUGCCUCACCCGUUUGCCCUCACCCUCUUCGAGGACACGCUCUUCUGGACCGACUGGACCACGCACUCCAUCCACUCCUGCUCCAAGCACGACGGCGCCCGGCAGCGCGUGGUCCACUCGGACAUCUUCUCGCCCAUGGACAUCCACGUCUUCAGCGCCAAGAGGCAAACCCAGAUGAGCACGCCGUGCUCGCUCAACAACGGCGGCUGCUCUCACCUGUGCCUGCUGUCGCCCGACACGCCCUUCUACCGCUGCGCCUGCCCUACCGGAGUGCAGCUGCUGCGCGACGACAAGACCUGCCGAGACGGUGCCACGCGGGUGCUGCUGCUGGCUCGGCGAACGGACCUGCGGCGCAUCUCGCUGGACACGCCCGACUUCACCGCCAUCAUCCUGCAGGUGGACGACAUCCGCCACGCCAUCGCCAUCGACUACGACCCGGUGGACGGCUACAUCUACUGGACGGACGACGACGUGAAGGCCAUCCGCCGCUCGCUUCUCGACGGCGGCGACGCGCAGUUCGUGGUCACGUCGCAGGUCAACCACCCCGACGGCAUCGCCGUGGACUGGAUCGCGCGCAACCUCUACUGGACCGACACGGGCACCGACCGCAUCGAGGUCACCCGCCUCAACGGCACCAUGCGCAAGAUCCUGGUCUCCGAGGACCUGGACGAGCCCCGGGCCAUCGUCCUGGAUCCCGUCGCCGGGUACAUGUACUGGACGGACUGGGGCGAGGUGCCCAAGAUCGAGCGCGCCGACCUGGACGGGACGGAGCGGCUGGUGCUGGUCAACACCUCGCUGGGCUGGCCCAACGGCCUGGCGCUGGACUACGACGAGCGCAAGAUCUACUGGGGCGACGCCAAGACCGACAUGAUCGAGGUGAUGAACAUGGACGGGACGUCGAGACGGGUGCUGGUGGAGGACAAGCUCCCCCACAUUUUCGGCUUCACGCUGCUGGGCGACUUCAUCUACUGGACGGACUGGCAGCGGCGCAGCAUCGAGCGCGUCCACAAGCACACGGCCGAGCGGGAGGUCAUCAUCGAACAGCUGCCCGACCUCAUGGGCCUCAAGGCCGCCUACGUCCGCGAGGCCUUCGGCAGCAACGCGUGCGCCGAGAACAACGGCGGCUGCAGCCACCUUUGCCUGUUCAAGCCGCAGGGCGCGCAGUGCGCCUGCCCCAUCGGGCUGGAGCUGAUCGCCGACAUGCGCACGUGCAUCGUGCCCGAGGCCUUCCUGCUCUUCUCGCGCCACACCGACAUCCGCCGCAUCUCGCUGGAGACCAACAACAACAACGUGGCCAUCCCGCUCACCGGCGUCAAGGAGGCCUCCGCCCUGGACUUUGACGUCACCGACAACAGGAUCUACUGGACCGACAUCACCCUCAAGACCAUCAGCCGGGCCUUCAUGAACGGCAGCGCCCUGGAGCACGUGGUGGAGUUCGGGCUGGACUACCCCGAGGGCAUGGCGGUGGACUGGCUGGGCAAGAACCUGUACUGGGCCGACACGGGCACCAACCGCAUCGAGGUGGCCAAACUGGACGGCCAGCAUCGGCAGGUCCUGGUCUGGAAGGAUCUGGACAGUCCCAGGGCGCUGGCGCUGGACCCGGCCCAAGGCUACAUGUACUGGACCGAGUGGGGCGGCAAGCCCAAGAUCGACCGAGCGGCCAUGGACGGGACCGGUCGCCUCACGCUGGUGGCGGACGUGGGCCGGGCCAACGGCCUCACCAUCGACUACGCCGAGCGCCGCCUGUACUGGACCGACCUGGACACCACGCUCAUCGAGUCGUCCAACAUGCUGGGUCAGGACCGCGAGGUGAUCGCCGAAGACCUCCCCCACCCGUUCGGCCUGACCCAGUACCAAGACUACAUCUACUGGACGGACUGGAGCCAGCGCAGCAUCGAGCGGGCCAACAAGACCAGCGGGCAGAACCGCACCGUCAUCCAGGGCCACCUGGACUACGUGAUGGACAUCCUGGUCUUCCACUCGUCCCGCCAGGGCGGCUGGAACGCCUGCGCCUCCACCAACGGCCACUGCUCGCACCUCUGCCUGGCCGUGCCCGUCAGCGGCUUCGUGUGCGGCUGCCCCGCGCACUUCUCGCUGGGCUACGACAACAAGACGUGCAACGCGCCCACGUCCUUCCUGCUGUUCAGCCAGAAGACGGCCAUCAACCGCAUGGUGAUGGACGAGCAGCAGAGUCCCGACAUCAUCCUGCCCAUCCACAACCUGAGGAACGUGCGCGCCAUCGACUACGACCCGCUGGACAAGCAGCUCUACUGGAUCGACUCCAAGCAGAACGUCGUGCGCCGCGCUCAGGAGGACGGCAACCAGAGCACGACGGUGGUGUCGGGCGUGCAGCUGUACGACCUGAGCAUCGACAUCUACAGCCGCUUCAUCUACUGGACCAGCGAGCUCACCAACGUCAUCAACGUCACGCGCACCGACGGCGGCCGCGUGGGCGUGGUGCUGAGGGGCCCGCACGACAAGCCGCGCGCCAUCGUGGUCAACCCCGAGAGAGGGUACAUGUACUUCACCAACCUGCUGGAGCGCUCGCCCACUAUCGAGCGCGCGGCGCUGGACGGGACGGAGCGCGAGGUCCUCUUCUUCAGCGGGCUGGGCAAACCCGUGGCGCUGGCCGUGGACAACGAGCUGGCCAAGCUCUUCUGGGUGGACUCGGACCUGCGCCGCAUCGAGAGCAGCGACCUGUCAGGCGCCAAUCGCGUCGUGAUCGCCGACUCCAACAUCCUGCAGCCGGUGGGCCUGACGGUGUUUGGCAAGCACCUGUACUGGAUCGACAAGCAGCAGCAGAUGAUCGAGCGCAUCGACAAGACCACGCGCGAGGGCCGCACCAAGAUCCAGGCGCGCGUGGCCUACCUCAGCGACAUCCACGCCGUGCGCGAGCUGGACAUGAGGGAGUACGGUAAGCACCCGUGCACGUGGGACAACGGCGGCUGCUCGCACAUCUGCAUCGUCAAAGGCGACGGCACCACCCGCUGCUCCUGUCCCGUCCACUUGGUGCUGCUGCAGGACGAGCUGUCGUGCGGAGAGCCCCCCACGUGUUCCCCCGAGCAGUUCUCGUGCCGUUCGGGCGAAGUGGACUGCAUCCCGCAGGCGUGGCGCUGCGACGGCUACGCCGAGUGCGACGACGACAGCGACGAGCAGGACUGCCCCGUUUGCUCGGAGAGCGAGUUCCAGUGCGACAGUCGCCAGUGUGUCGACCUCGGCCUCAGGUGCAACGGCGAGGUCAACUGCCAGGACCGCUCCGACGAGAACAAGUGCGAAGUGCGCUGCCCGUUGGACCAGUUCUCGUGCGCCAACGGCCAAUGCGUGGGCAAGGACAAGAAGUGCGACGACAACAUGGACUGCGACGACAACUCGGACGAGAUGGGCUGCUCGGACUCCACAGAGGAACCGCCACCUUCCAACAACACCGUGGGUUCCAUCGUGGGCGUGGUGAUGGCGCUCUUCCUGGUGGGCGCCGUCUACUUCGUGUGCCAGCGCGUCCUGUGCCCUCAGAUGAAGGACGACAGCGAGACGGUGGCCAACGACUUUGUGGUCCACGGGCCGUCCUCGGUGCCGCUGGGAUACGUGCCGCACGCCGCCCCCCUGUCCGCCUCGCUGCCAGUCAUGUCCGGGGGCAAGUCGGCGAUCGGCUCGCUCAGCAUCAUGGGCGGCAGCAGCGGGCCGCCGUACGACCGCGCCCACAUCACCGGCGCCUCGUCCAGCAGCUCAUCCAGCACCAAGGGCGCCUACUUCCCGCCGAUUCUCAACCCGCCUCCUUCCCCCGCCACCGUCCGCUCGCAGUACACGCUGGAGUUUGGGUACUCGUCCAACAGCCCGUCCACGCACCGCUCCUACAGCUACCGGCCGUACACCUACCGC
Molecule: messenger RNA, 4606 nt
Organism: Hippocampus comes (tiger tail seahorse)
Lineage: Eukaryota; Metazoa; Chordata; Actinopteri; Syngnathiformes; Syngnathidae
Gene: lrp6
Product: low density lipoprotein receptor-related protein 6
Exons: 23
Biological process (GO): nervous system development
Molecular function (GO): protein binding
Source: RefSeq, a predicted model, not a curated record